Molecule: messenger RNA, 2163 nt
Organism: Ciona intestinalis (vase tunicate)
Lineage: Eukaryota; Metazoa; Chordata; Ascidiacea; Phlebobranchia; Cionidae
Product: cilia- and flagella-associated protein 52-like
Molecular function (GO): protein binding
Source: RefSeq, a predicted model, not a curated record
UUAAAUAUUAUUAUUAUUGACUUAGUUUAUUUUAGAAGGGCUUUUGCUUGUUGGUCUAGUUAAACCUAAACAUGCCUUGUGACGAUCUCAACCACCUGGAGUUGGUGUCAACAAUUGGAUUUAAUGGCAACGUCAACAGGGGUCUUAUUAUACAUCCAGACAGGGAACACAUGAUCUACCCUCUUGGAAGCACGGUCAUUAUAAGAAACUUAACCACAAACCGCCAGGAGUUUUUGACUGGGCACAAAAACAAUGUUUCCUGCCUCACAGUCUCAAAAAGUGGGAAAUAUCUCGCUUCAGGACAGGUAACUCACAUGGGCUUUAAAGCAGACAUCAUAGUGUGGGAUUAUGAAAAAAGAAGUCUUCUUUAUCGUCUUACACUUCAUAAAGUAAAGGUGGAAGCUUUGGCUUUCUCUCCUAAUGAACUUUAUCUCGUUUCACUUGGUGGACAAGAUGAUGGAUCUGUUGUUGUGUGGAACAUGAAGACUGCAGCUGCUGUUUGUGGCUCACCUGCUGCUGUGCAGUCUGCGGGAACGACAUUCACGGUCAACUACGCAAACAACAGCGAUGAUAUCUUUGUUACCGCUGGUGAAGGAACAUUAAGAGUGUGGGAACUUGAUCUUCAAAACCGUAAGAUUCGACCACUAGAGUGCAACAUGGGGCAGCUAAAGAGAAUUGUUAAAUGUGUGGAGGUUGAUGAGAAUGACCAUUAUUUCUACUGUGGAACAACCAGUGGUGACAUCUUGAAGAUGAACAUGAAAACAAAACUUGUGGCAAACUAUGGACCAGCCAAAGGAAAAUUCAGUCGAGGCAUUGCUGAUAUCAAAAUCUUGAAGACUGGUGACUUAUUGGUUGGAGCUGGGGAUGGAACGGUUGCUUUGGUGAAAGGAAACAGCGACAAGUAUGGUCUUGUUAAACCUGCAAUGAAAGUUCAGGGAGCUGUGACAUCCAUCGCUUUGAGGGGAGAAGGUCACCAGUUCUUUGUCGGAACAAACAAGUCACAAAUAUUCAGAUUCAACUUCACUGACUCAGCCAUGACACCCAUCGUCUCAGCUCACUACGAACCAGUCGCUGACGUUGCUUUCCCUGUUGGAUGUUCCGAGCUCUUUGCAACUUGUUCUGGCGAUGACAUACGAGUAUGGCACACUCUAACAUCCAGGGAACUACUGAGAAUCACCGUGCCAAAUAUGAUUUGUCAUGCUAUUGAAUUCAUGCAGGAUGGUCAUUCACUUAUAUCUGCAUGGGAAGACGGAAAAAUACGAGCUUUCCUUCCAGAGUCCGGAAAACUUCAUUAUACCAUUGAUAACGCACAUAAUUCCGGGGUAACAGCUAUUGCUACAACUGAAGAUUGCAAAAAAAUUAUCUCGGGUGGUGGAGAAGGCCAGGUAAGAGUGUGGGAUAUAUCAGAACGAACAAAUAUUCCGCGCUUGAAAGAAGCAAUGAAGGAACACAAGUCUGCUAUAACAUGCAUCAAGGUUCGUCCCAAUGGGGGGGAAUGUGUGACUGCAUCUGAUGAUGGUACUUGCAUUAUCUGGGAUCUGUGUAGGUUUGUACGCAAACAAAUGGUCAUGUCCAACACACUGUUCAGAUGUGUGUGCUACCACCCGAUGGGUAUACAGAUCAUCACGUCAGGCACGGAUCGUAAGGUCGCUUACUGGGAGACUUUUGAUGGAAGUCAGAUCCGAGAGGUUGAAGGAUCAAAGACAGGAUCCAUUAACGGGAUGGACAUCUCUCCGGAUGGAACGGCUGUCAUCACUGGAGGAGAUGAUAAACUUAUCAAGCUUUGGGAUUACAAUGAAGGAGCUGUUCAUUGGGUGGGAGAAGGUCACAGUGGAAACGUGACCCGUGUCAAGAUGUGUCCUAACCGCGCUUAUAUCGUCAGUGUGAGUCAAGACGGAGCCAUCCUCAUUUGGCGUUACCCACAGUGAUGACGCCACGAUCUUUUACGUCAUCAGCAUUGUCGGACUCGUUAUUUUUGUUACAGUCUUAUCCAUAUAAAUAUAUAUAGUAUUUCAACAUUUUUAAGUGAGUUUGUGUGUUUUAUUCGAUCACAUGUUUUCCGUGAAGCACAGUCGUCGUUUCUUCUUGUGUUUUGCGGCCUGGUUGCUUUCCCGCUGUUGCCUGUCUGAUCAGCUUACACUGUAAUAAAUCGAUGUAUCUUCG